AUGACGGUUAAGAAAGUCGAGAUCAAAGUGGAUAUCAACUGUGAGAAAUGCAGAUAUGAUAUCAUGCAGACCGUUACAGAGCUAGAAGGUGUGAAUCAGGUUUCACUAGAUCAAGAGAAGAGUUUACUAACCGUGGUGGGUACAAUGGAUCCGGUGUGCAUUGCAGAACAGCUUAGGAAGAUAAAACAGAAACCAGUAGUAGUCAGUGUUGGACCACCAAAACCUCCUGAGAAAAAAGAAGACAAGAAAGAGUGCAAGCCUUGCCAUCCUUACUACAACACCUGUGACGUCGUAACUGUUGGUACCUAUGAAAGCGGAAGCGGCUGCACCAUUGUUUGA
Messenger RNA from Arabis nemorensis, 339 nucleotides. NCBI's taxonomy places the organism in Eukaryota, Viridiplantae, Streptophyta, Magnoliopsida, Brassicales, Brassicaceae. The record is from the annotation of a GenBank genome assembly.